Messenger RNA from Chelonoidis abingdonii (Abingdon island giant tortoise), 1412 nucleotides. RefSeq lists its product as uncharacterized. NCBI's taxonomy places the organism in Eukaryota, Metazoa, Chordata, Testudines, Testudinidae. The record is from RefSeq and is a predicted model, not a curated record.
UGGAUUAUUUUGUUGUAAAGCUAUGAUUUUUUUAAAUAGAAAAACACCCUGCUGAAUGAAAUAUAUAUAUAUAAUUUUUAAGUUUACAAGAUGGUUUUAUGUGUUUGCUCCACAGUACUGUCAAAACAUGACCAGAGGGAAAACAAACUCAAAAGAAAAAGACAGGAGACAGCUGAAAAGGAAAAUUCACCAGCAUCAGUGACUGAUGGAUGGAUGAAGCCCAGCAUGAGCAACCUUUCUGAAAAUGCUGUAGUCAGCGCUACCAGGACACCACCUCCAGAACCACCAAAGAACCAGAAAUCUGCUUUGAGACCUUUAACAACGCAAAACAGCACUGAAGUGCAGAUAAAGCAUCCAGGCAGCCCAGACCUCAUAAACGUGAAACCCAAGGACAAAACAAAAGACUCUGGUAAAGAACAACCACACAAACACAACUCCAGUUCCUCAGUGGCUACAGCCACACCAAGCCCUGAGAAAACUGUGAGCGAAAAUGCCCACGUUCACAACCCCAGAGCACGCACUCUAGGGGUUCUGAAGGUGCGCAGACCUGGAGCAUGUGGUGUAUGGGCUCCAUAUAAAAAACCAUGGACUAAAAGCUUCUGCGAUGCCAAGGUGUCGCAACCACACAAACACAAUUCCAGUUCCUCAGCGGCCACCGCCACAGCAAGCCCUGAGAAAACUGUAAAAGAAAAUGCCCACAUUCACAAACCCGGAGCAUGCGCUCUAGGGGUUGUGAAUAAAACACCGAGCACUGACAAAACAUUCUCCCAAAACCAUAAGCUUGCCACAGCUCCCCCAACUUCUAGUGUUUGGGAAGAGUUUGAUGCUUCCAUCAGAAAAGUGAUGGAUGCUGUAUCCUCGGGGAGUCUAAAAGAACGGCCUUCUAGAAAGACUUGGGAAAAAUAUGAUGCUUUGUUCAGAGCAUUGUUAAAAGACAGGAGGGCUGAAAAGGGUGUCUCUGAGCAGGCAUGACUAGUCGUGGAAAGGGGCCUGGGUAAAAGGGGCACCCCCCAGGGUACACAUCAGCUCAUGUGUAAACAAAAGGGGGGACAGCGCUUGAGGGAUAAACAGAUGGCUGCCAAAAAGUUUCAGGCCAGGGUGGCUGUAAAAAUUUUAAAAAGGGCUAAAGAAGUAAUGAGGAAAAAAAAACAGAAAGAGAUGCCUCCUACUGGAGGCUCUCAGACUGGCUUCUCUGAAAAUGGGGAGAUGGAAUCAGACUCUGGUUUAGCAAAUUCCCCAGAGAGCUCUCUAGACAGGCCCCAUUCUACUUCCAAUGACCCUCAUGGAGGCUUCUCAGAGUUUGACUCCCAAAUAGCAUCUGAUGUAGAAGAUGCUGCUAAUGAUCUUAUAGAGGAACCCCCAAGUAACCCCGAAAAUGCAGAGGUGUAUAUGGAAAGAGUGAGAAGUUGGCA